CAGCAAAGCGAAGACUCAUUGACUUUUGAGGAAAAGAAGUAAGUAUCUCAGUCGAAAUUUCACAGAGCUAUCUUGUCUUCAUACAAGAAAUCAUAAGCAAGUUGUGUGAAUGGAGCCCUUUUGCUUUUUUAGAAAGAAGGAAGUAACUCGGUAAGGAGGUUGUGUUGUGUUGUGUUGGUAAGGAAGAAACUAGGUAAGGCAUGUGAAUGACAUUUGUGUCGUUUUUUUUCACAUCAUUAUUCGGUCAAUUGAACUGUCUAAUCUAGUUCGAAAGUCAGUUCUGAGAUCAAGUGAUUUCAACCGUCUCCAAUUAUAGUUGUAGGGAUCAAACCGUAGUUCUUCCUGCCGAUUUCAGCGUCAAUCACCGCUAAACCAACUAACAAUUGAUUUCUUGUAUCAUUAUUUUAUUUUCUAUAUGAAGGAGUAAAGAAAAUUGAAACCAUGUCAAUCAAAUAUCAUUUAUUGUUUUGUCUACACACAUUACUACAAUAUUUAGAGCUUCAAACAUGAACACACAUAUUGGUAGCCGGUUGAAAGCUGCAGCUGAAGCCGGUAAUAUAAAUGAUCUCUACAAAGUAAUUCAAGAUGAUCCAUCCAUUUUGGAGGAUAUAGAUUUAAUGCCAUUUAUUGAAACUCCUUUGCACAUCGCUGCAUCUCUUGGUCAUCUUCAAUUUGCCACUGAAAUUAUGAGGUUAAAACCUUCAUUUGCUUGGAAGCUAAAUCCACAAGGAUUCAGCCCCAUCCAUCUUGCUAUGCAUAAUGACCAAUGGACGAUGGUGUAUCGCUUUGUUAACCUCAAUAAAGACCUUGUUAGAGUUCAAGGGAGGGAAGGCAUGACUCCUCUUCAUUUUGCAAGUGAAAUUGGUGAGGUUGACCUAUUAACUACAUUUCUCAUCUUGUGUCCAGAAUCCAUUAAAUACUUGACUGUGAGGCGUGAAACUGCUCUGCAUAUUGCUAUUAAGAAUGGACAGUAUGAAGCCCUUCAAGUACUUGUUGGAUGGCUCAAAGUAAAUGAUGAGAGAGGCGCUAUAAAACUAGAGAAAGACAUACUAAACCAGAUGGAUGAGGCCGGCAACACCAUUUUGCAUAUUUCAGCACUAAGUAGCGAGCCGCAGGCUCUUAAAUUGUUGAUAAAGACUAGCAUAAAGUUGAAUGAAAAGAACUUGGACAACAAAACCUCAUUAGACAUAGCAACCAGUUCGGAGAUGAAGAGUAUAUUAUUCAGUGUUGGAGCAAAAUCUAGCUCAGAAGUCGUUGCUGCUCGGACAGUUGCACCUUUGCUUAUUAGAUCAGAUAUUAUUCUUCCCAAAUGGUUAAUUGGUCUAGCUCGCACAAAUGGAGAGAUAACAGAGGAGAAUCGCAACACUUGGUUAAUAAUUGCGACUCUUAUUGCAACUGCCAUGUAUGGAUCAAUUAUGAGUCCUCCCGGUGGAGUUUAUCAGAUUAGUGUUGGUGACGUCAAUAAUUUGAACAUCACUUCCUUCAAUUCUACUCUUCCUAAUCCUACCUUCGGAUUUCCUGGGAGCUCGGUAUUGUCACCACUGCGUUUCUAUGCGUUUUCAGUUUUGAAUACGCUUUCCUUUGUUCUAGCAAUUAUAGCAAUAUAUAUUCUGAUCCCAAAUGGGAAUGGGAUAGUAAGCAGUCUGGUACCCUUCUCAAUAGCUUUGUUUUUCAUGUCAUAUAUGCUUUCUUUGCAAUGGAUAACCCCGGACGAUGUAGAUUCUUAUCUAGUUUUUAUAAUUAUAGUUUUCAUUUUAAUUUUUUUUGUCAGUUUCUCAUUCUUUAGUGUAAUCGGUUUUAGACUAGACAGUUUCAAUGUACGUGUUUGGAAUCGCAAUGUUAAGAAGAUGAGGAGAUAUUAAAACAUUGAUGCAAUAGGAGAAACACCAACGAAGGCUGGUUCAGAGAUAGAUAUGGUACAAUCAUUAAUGGGAUCCGCAACUCAAACAACCGCCGGCCAAAUUCAUCGGUUCUCAUUGUUAUUGUUUGUUUUGUUUAUGUUUAUUUUUCUAUAGAUUUUGUUGAUUUGAUUGUUUAUGUUUGAAUCCAUGUUCUAUUUAUGUACUAUUCUUCCAUUGGAUUUUUCUUGAUAGGAUAGUGUUUUGGACGGGGCCUUGGCCCCAAUAAUAGCUAGGAAAUCCUCCUCUCUAAGUGUCGAGCACGGCUCAAUUGCAUAGCAUCCCAAAUUCGCACGACUCAAGUAAACAUAUGUCAUACCCCACGUAUCGUAACGGCCGACAUCGGAAUGAUGAAUAUUUACUGUCCAUCAAGGCUUCUCAGCUGGACGCCAUCUAUCUUCUUUUUUCAAAAAUAAUUUCAACCGUCAAUGAUACUUCUAUCUAUCUAAUUUUUAAAAUGCAUGGGCCCAUCGUCAGAGAUUAUUAAUUAGUUUUGGAGAGAUUUUUUUGGCAUCUCUUGUGUUUUUUUCGUCCUACUAAAUUACCAAAAUAUCUUCUUUUUUUUUAAAAGCGAACACUGCAUUUACUUCAUCCCAAUGUAGCAUGCGAACUGGGAAGUUCCAAUUUGCCAAUUUACAAACUCUCUUUCUAAGUAAGGAUAUGGGUAAAUUGAAAAUAUCAGGAAAAGCACACAUGAUACGCGGAGUGUGAGAAGAAAAACCCAUUAAAAAUCUCAGUCGACAUAACACUUGACCCAAAAAAGUUAAGGCCGACAAAAAACGAGUGUUGAUUUUGAUGGUUUCUCUCCCAACCCCCCUCAAUUCUUUUCUACCCCCCAAA
Messenger RNA from Trifolium pratense (red clover), 2738 nucleotides. Its product is annotated as ankyrin repeat-containing protein BDA1-like. The transcript is spliced from 2 exons. The record is from RefSeq and is a predicted model, not a curated record. Lineage: Eukaryota; Viridiplantae; Streptophyta; Magnoliopsida; Fabales; Fabaceae. Gene Ontology annotation, molecular function: protein binding. Bases 507 to 1862 code for a protein of 451 amino acids.